AUGCGCGCUUCCGCCCACCCAACGCUGCUUCUUCGCUUGACUUGGCUCGACGUCGAUGUGGUUGCCAAGGCUACAUCCGCCGUGCUAGUCUUUACGCGCGCCUCUGCACUCGGACAGCAGACGAGCGCCAAAUCGUUCUUUUCACCUCGGCUAGCUCCAUCCAGGCGCGACGGCGGAGGCAGGGCGCAGGCCACUAGCCAAUGCGUCGCUCUUCGGCUGCCAUGCAAGCGAGAGUCGUGCUACACGCCCUUGCUGGGAAGGGUGGCUGCUACAGUAGGCGAAGAUGCGCACGGCCGUGCCAAUGCACUUCUGCACGAGCGCAACGAUAAGCGAGUUCCUGCUAACCCAUUCGCGACCGCUCCCGUUCCAGCCCUCUUGUUUGCAGGUCUCUCGGCCCGCGGCUAA
Molecule: messenger RNA, 405 nt
Organism: Moesziomyces aphidis
Lineage: Eukaryota; Fungi; Basidiomycota; Ustilaginomycetes; Ustilaginales; Ustilaginaceae
Source: the annotation of a GenBank genome assembly